AUGUACCUUCAGUCCAGCGGCUUUUGCGGCUAUGACGUCUGGCUAGACAAUAACGAGGAAGUGGAGCUCUACACGUACUGGUCCCGCUUCACCGUCAAGCAGACGUACGACAAGCUCCAGCCCAAGAGGACGUUCACUCCGCACGUCUCCAACCACCACUCUAGCCCUGGCGAGUGGAGUGCGGACGUUGUAAUACAUGGGCCGCAGAGUGCGCGCCACGGAUGGGAAUGGUACGAAAUGGGGUUCUUCGCAUGCUGGACGCGGUCGGGGCCGGUCACGCUGCUGUGCUUUGAUGUGCCUGCGAAGUCGCAAAAGGAUAUCCAGUCGAUGUUCUGUUCGCAGGACGUCUCUCGUUCCUGUCCGUACGCUGUGUUCUCGAUUGUCUCGGAUGCGCUGCUUCGGCUGUAUGAUGACUCGGUCUGGGCGGUCAGAAACCACAUCAGCCUGUGGGAAGCCAGGAGGUCACAAGAGACCGACUACUUCCUUUUGCACGAGAUUGCGAGACACGGGGUGCACGUCAGCGAGACUCUCAGCGUGGCCAUACGGUCCCUCGACACCAUGCAGCAUCAUCAUGAGAGGUUCCGUGCAAACAGCGACUCCGGCCGCAACAAGCAUGGCCGCAGACGCUGGGACAAAGUCGGCAGUCGCUUCGAGUUCCAGCUCCAGUUUCUCCAGGGCUUAGUUGAACGGUCUGAGGCGAACAACGCCCGCAUCCAGAACGAGAUCACCCUUUUCACCAUAGGAUGGAUCUGCCCUCUCCCGCUAGAAAAAGAGGCUGCAAGACUGGUGCUGGAUGAAGAGUACCCGCAAGAUGAGGUGCAGUACCAGAACGCAUACUACUUAGGCGGUCGGAUCGGACAACACAAGGUCGUCAUCGGCGUGCAGCGAAGGAUAGGACUUAGCCAGGCAGCAAUCCUUGCCGAGAAGAUGCGCGCUGGGUUUCCCAACAUAAGAUACUUUCUUUUGGUCGGCAUCGCUGGCGGCGUGCCUCACUACGGUCCAGCCGGUGCCGCCUCGGAGAUUGUACUUGGAGACGUGGUCGUCAGCUCUCCACGAGGCAACCAUGGCGGGGUGCUACAGUACGACAAGGGCGCGUGGGAGGGCCAAGGGCGACUGAACUUUCGAGGGCACACCAACGGCGUUCCUGGCGAUCUGAUGGCCGCAGUCAACAACUUCCGCGCGGAAGGCUGGUCCAAUACGAACAUCGCAGGGGUCCUGAAGCAGAUGCGUCUCAAGCUUGACGAGGAGCGGAAGCACCAGUACAACGAUCCGGGCCCUGGCCGCGACAGGCUCUUCGAAGACACUUAUGAGCAUCAAGGCACUGAGCUGGAUGAUUGCAAAGCGUGCUGCGACGCGGACUACACCAUGUCACGUUCUGAUCGAGGGGACGGAGCUACUCGGUUGCUUGACGAGCCGUUCGUCCACUUCGGUAACAUUGCAUCAAGCAACCAGCUGCAGAUAUCCGCUAUCGAACGAAACAGAAUACAACGAGAGCACGGCGCUAUCUGCUUCGAGAUGGAAGCAGCAGGAGUGAUGGAAGAGUAUCCGUGUGUAGUCGUUCGAGGCAUCUGCGACUAUGCAGACUCGCACAAGAACAAGGGCUGGCAGAACUACGCGGCAGCUACGGCGGCAGCGUACGCUAAAGGGCUGCUGUCUAAGAUCCCCGCGGUAGACGCUACGAGGAGCGCGCAGUCUCCAGAACAGGCUCCAAUUCAGCAAACCGCAAGCACACAGAACAUUACCUUUGGCAACAGCAGAGACAGCAUCCAGGCCGGAACCAUCAACGGCAACAUCCAGUUUGGACGACGUUGA
This is a messenger RNA of Macroventuria anomochaeta, 1812 nucleotides long. Its product is annotated as purine and uridine phosphorylase. The transcript is spliced from 4 exons. The coding region runs from base 1 to 1812 and encodes 603 amino acids. The record is from RefSeq and is a predicted model, not a curated record. Lineage: Eukaryota; Fungi; Ascomycota; Dothideomycetes; Pleosporales; Didymellaceae. Gene Ontology annotation, biological process: nucleoside metabolic process. Gene Ontology annotation, molecular function: catalytic activity.